Messenger RNA from Hyposmocoma kahamanoa, 5533 nucleotides. RefSeq lists its product as uncharacterized. The transcript has 8 exons. The coding region runs from base 367 to 5022 and encodes 1551 amino acids. Gene Ontology annotation, molecular function: protein binding. The record is from RefSeq and is a predicted model, not a curated record. Lineage: Eukaryota; Metazoa; Arthropoda; Insecta; Lepidoptera; Cosmopterigidae.
GGUGAGAGCGCGGCCCGGUUGCGACCGGUCGGCCCCACCGCCAGCGCGCGCGCACACGCCGCUCUGCGCCGUCGACGUCGCGACGCUCGCUCGUGUUGCGCCCGCGCCCGUGACUCGAUCUCACCGCUAUACAUCAACAUCAUUCCUAAGUUUGCAUCCACAAUAACAUUUUUUUUCCACGAUUUAUACACAAGUGAUCUCACAAUGUUUUUAACGUCUGCAAGUGGUUUUGGACAAUAAAUCAGUGUUUCUUAUUUGUCGGCACGAAGGAAAGUUCCUUUACGAUUUGGGCGGCGUUCCUCGGGGAUCAAGGAUACAAUCCUGAAAGCGGUGAAUGAAACCGCGCGGGUGCGCAUUUCACGCGGCAUGGCGACAGACGCGGUGGGCGAGGAGUUCAUCACUAUCGUGCCAGUUGGCGAAAACAGACUUUCUGCCGUAAGAGACUCGGCAUUUGUUACUGUGUUGACGGUGGGUGCAGCUGCUGGCGCUGCCGAAGUCGUUGUACGACGGCCACGUGGUGCACGUCUUGGACUCGGACUUAAAUUUGAAGGUGGUUCCGCAGCGGCUGAGAAAGUUCGGAGACUUCUAGUGCAGUCAUGUGCAGAGGACAGUCCAGCUGCAAACACUUGCACACCAUGGGGUAAACUUAUACCAGGUGAUGAAAUACUGGCAAUAGAUGGCGUGUCUGUAUCAGAUUUAACAAGAAUCGAUUGCGUUCGCCGACUAAAGGACUCGGAUGAAACAUUAACGCUUUUAGUACGUCAUUUGGAGGGAGUACCUGGUGAAAAAAAUAUGGAUGCGACGGAUAUUCCACCUACUGUUAAGCAAAACGAGAUUGUCAGGCCCACAAUGCUACCACCACCGGUACCGCCGCGAAAACUUGGAAAGAAAAAUUCAUUCAAGGAUAAAGGGUCCACCCUUCAAACAGUUGGUGAGCAAAAUACAGCCGAUAUUCAUCAAACACUAAAUGGCAAGGAAACUUCAGUAAAUUGUUUUUCGUCUUUUACAAAACUAUCACGAAAGUCUUCCUUUGAUAGUCAUAUUCAUCGACAAAAUAAAGAAAGUAUCGCGUGUCUUAAAAAAGGUUCACCUGAAGAAGUGAGACGCUUAGUGCGUCGAUUAUCAGAUGGUAAAGCGAUGCCGCCUGAAGCUGAAGUCUACAUUGACUUAUUGUCCACAGAAUGGGAACGUUGUCUUCUUCUCGCUGAUGCCGAGUCUGAUGACACGGGUAGCUCUAUAUCUACUGUUGUAGACAGAUUGGGGUCCAUGGCAAGUUCGGUAGAGAAUAGCAUCCCUUCUACACCAAUAAUGCAGCCUAAAACUAUAGACAUUCAGAAAGUUUUGAAUUGCAUUGAAAAUAUCGACACAAACAUUCUUAAAGAUAUGACAAACAAGAAAUUUUUAGAAAAACAACUUGAAAUAACUGAAACAAGAACAGAGAAAAAUGUUCAAUUAUCUAAUGGCUACAGUAAUCAUGAAACAGUAGCACACUCUGCGGACCUGACUUUUAAGAAAAUACAACACAACGAUAAAAAUAAUAAUAGUGUACAGAAUUCUACAAUUGAAGCAAAUACAGAUUCACAAAUAUUUGAGAAAAUGGAACCGAAAACAGAUAAUGUACCCGGAAAGCCUAAACCAAUGCCGAGGACUACUAAAGUUGAACGAUCUCUUAGUGAGAGAAAGCUAAGGUCCAUAACCAUACCGGAGAAUCCACCACCACCAAUUCCUGAGCCAUUAUUAACACCGACAAAGAAAAACUGUAUUGAAACUUGGUUACAGCGGUCAGAAGCUGAAAUGAAUAAUAAAUCAGUUGAAAAAUUGGAAGAUAACCCUGUACCUGAGGCACUGCCACGAUUGAUUGAUUUCGUGCCGAAACCCCAGUUCAAGGAGUGCGGGAGUGAAACGACGUUAACGCGACCCACAACUGCGCCUCCUCCACCGCCGCCUGCCGAAACGAGGGAAGACGGCUCCGGAGCUUCACUUGACACUAUAGGUGAACUGGACGAGAGCAGUGACGUCACCGACAACCUUAAACCAAUCGUCAUUGAGAGCGAUACCGCUGCACGGAAAACAUUCGAAAGAAGUUUUUGGGAAGAUCGUGUCAACAAAAGCGACACCGAGGAUAAAAGCCUAUCAAAUGAUGAAACGCCCCUUCCCACGUGUCCUCGACAACCCCCUGAUGGAGUGGAAACCCCUUGUGACGCGGUGGAGAAAAUUCCUGACCCUCCAACUCGUCUACCGCCGCGACUCCCUGCUGGUUGGUCCAGUUGCCGCCCAAGAUUCUCAUACACUUCGCGAAGCCAGGACGCAAGAAGCGAAGCCAGUGUUAAAGAUAAAAUCGCAAUGUUUUCUAACGACUGCUCUUCUUCGGAACGCUUGGAUAAAUGUGGAACGCUACCAGCAAGGAAUACCACAACUACGAGGAAAUCUACACCAUACGUGACUAAUUAUGCCGAAGUCUCAACAUUGGAUAGACGUUUAACAAAGUCGCAAGAUAACCUUGACGAAGUACCACGGUCCUAUAAAAGGCACAUGGACAGGCCAGAUGUGCUUGGAUCUACGGAAAAUUCUACAAGUACCGUUGUUACUACUCCAUCAAAAACUAGCAACAGAACACUUGCUACGGAUAACAAACCAUUGUUCUACGGUAGCGCUACUACAAUACCAACAAGUAUAGAAGCCUCAUAUGUUCCACCAAUAUACCAUACGCGCAGUGCAAGUGACGAUAAUGGUAGCAAUAAAAGUACACACAAAUCUAAUUUGGAAUACUUAAUCGAACAAAGGAAGAAAUCCAUGUCAAAACUUAGAGGUCUUGUCAUACCUGAAGUUCAAGGACCUAUAGUUGACUUACCUGAAAUCAAAGUACAAGAUACUCUAACAAAAGCAUUCCUUACUAAAUCUAUUCAAAGUCAUAAUUCUAACAACAAAGACUGUAAAACCAAGACCGUUAAACCGACACCGUUCAAUGAUUCCAAGUGGAAAACUAAUUUAUUGUCAAAUAAUAUUCCCAAAUAUUCUCCUGCCUUCAAAAGGAAAUCAUUGCAAGUCUACACAUCUUCAUGCUUAUCCAAAGAAUCAACUCCGGAGCGGAAAUUUAUUGAGAAGAUUGAUGUAACGAAUAAAGUAAAUAAUAGCCACAACAAUGACAUAAAACCUUUGCGAUCUGCAUUGGACAUUAAAAGUGGAUCAGAAAGACUACUGAAUCCGAUAUUGUCAUCUAAAUUUUCAACUGCACUACCACAUAAAUUAACAAGUAAAGAUUACAAGGACAUAUUGAAUGAUGUCCGUGAUUACAAGAACGUGGAAAUUAAAAUCUGUACAGCAACUGAUAUAGUAGAUAGCGAUAAUGAUUCCGCUAUGAGCUCGACACAGUCAAGCUAUCGAUCUUCUGCUUCAUCACCGAUGCAUAAUCUAGAUACUAUUGAAUCAGAUAGUUCACGUCUUUCACCAAGGAUAUCUCAUUACACUUCGUAUUCACUCGUCAAAACCGAGGUUCCGAAGAAAACAAGUGUUUCAGAGAAGACUUGUGAAGAGUACGUAAAGCGCAGAAUUUGCCGAUCUGUGUCUUCAGAUACAAACGUUUCACUUAGCUCCUCCGCGGGUUCGGCGGCCACAUCAGGGUCGCAAGCGAGUUGUAGCUCACUUGAAAGUUCUGUCGCUGACUCCGACAAGAGAAAAGUUUCGAAAUCGUAUAAUAUUGAUACAAUAAACAGGAGAAAUAUUUUAGCUUCAGCUAAAUGUAGAAGCGGCAGAGAUUCAAAGCUGAAAUCGCCUGUGGUGGAAACUAAAUUCUCGCACGAGUCAUUCGACAGGUCCCCGAGUCCAACUCAUAAAGUGUCUGAUCGCCUUUCUACGCUCACGUCUUCAGUGAGUGCUGUAUCGAAUAAAGGCGAAAGCAGACGACGCAAUAAAAUAAUCGCCGAAACCGAUUCAGACAGCGAUAGCGAAGUUAAUGUCCGACAAAGGAAAGCUGAGUUUAAAAAUACGAGACUUAAAAGAAAUUCGAGUUCAGGGAAAAACAAACAAAACGAAGUGAAUUUAGGUUCACCUAAAGCUGAAGAUGCACCAAAAGUCAUAUCAGAGAAGAUAAUCAAAGAAAUUAAAAAGGCAGGUCUUGACAAUUACAAUCUUAACAACAAUAUUAACAAAUUUGCAAUAGCUGAUAAGGCAAUCACUGAAGUUAAGAAAAUCGACAACAUUGUUAAAAAAAAGGAAGAUAGAACUAUUAAGACAGAGGCAAUUGUUCCGUCUCCUAAAAGCAAAAGCAAAGAUGUUACGGAUAAAAUUCCUGUAAAGAUAUUUUCCAGCGCAAUUAGUAGAGUCGAGUGUAAUGGCAAAACUGACAGCAGUUCUGUGGAAGACGCUACGUCCACGCGAAUAGUCCGCUUGAAGCGUGGAGCUGGAAGUGGCGUAGGUUUAAUAUUGGCUGGUGGAACCGAUUGUGAAGCUAAAGACGUUACGGUUCACCGAGUGCUGGCAGACAGCGUGGCAGCCAAGGCAGGACUGAAGCGCGGCGCAAAGUUGCGCAGCAUUAACGGCCACCCGAUGACCGGUUUGACGCACGCGCAGUCAGUCACUAUCCUUAAGGAGCAACGAACAGAAGUUGUCAUCGAAAUCGAAAACGAAAAUAAAUUAAAUUCGAACGGUCCACCAUGCGGCUCUGAAAGCGCGGAGUCGAAGGUGCGGAGUGAGAUAGGAGAAAAGGAAAAUAGCGAUGAAAAAUCUGAUUUAAUAGUGACAGUCUAUCUGGAAAAGGCAGGAGGAGGCGCUGGGCUCGGUUUCGGCCUGGACGGUGGCCGAGACUCGCCGCAGGGAGAUCGGCCUCUUACUAUUAAGAAGUUAUUCGCGGGAGGGGCAGCAGCUCAAAGCGGGCGCGUACUGGUCGGCGCGGAGCUUCUCUCAGCUGGCGGACAGUCUAUGGAUGGGUACACCCGCACGCAGGCCUGGGCUGCACUCAAGGCUCUGCCAGCUGGGCCCAUAGCUCUUGUUCUCAGAAACCCGAAAAACAACCUGGCUUCUUGAAAGCUAAAUUGUUCCACACGGCACUGAUUGUAAUCAAAAUGCAAAAGAGUUCGCUAUAUUUAUUCGGUUUUCGUAUUGGCGCGCAAAGUCCAGGAAAUUGAUUGGGCUGCCUUUGGUUGAAUUAGUUCGGUGACGCGUGAAUGCCUCUUGGAAUCUGGUUAGCACUCAGUCUAACGAGGGUCAUUUAUCUGCGAACGUUUACGUAAAGAGAGAAUAAAAAGAUGCUAACUGACACCUUUCAAUUUAGUGAAGUGCGUCUAUAGUAAAAGCGUCACAGGCAGAAUGCGCCUCGUACUAAUACCUAAAUACAUAUUACUCUCUACAUCAGUCAGUACUUCGGUAGGCUUCUUGUAAAUAAAGUUGUACCAUUUUGUUCCUUACUUCAAUGGAAAUAAUGGCAUAUUUUCGUAAGUUAGGCUUUUUUCAAGACUGUUCCUUUUUGUUAAAAAUGUUAUUUAUUUAAAUUUGUUUUGAAUUGAUGUUCAAUUAUUGUUUUGUGAAAUUACACCAC